CAGCGCAUGCGUGAACCAAAAUACUGACAGCCAGUGUGUGUGGUGACAGCUGUCCUGAUGAUAUCCAUGAACGCAUUGACCAGCGGUAACAACAGUCCGCACAGCACCAGCCACGGCAAGAAACACAAGAAAAAAGGGAAGAAACACCGAAAGGGGACCACCGAGGACAUCGCCAGUUUGGACACUGGGUCCCAGAUCCCGUCCUCAGAUGCUCUCUGCAACAUCCUCAACCUCCACAGGCCUGCCACUCCCCCCCAGACCCCCCCUCUCGACCUGGCCCGGAGCCUCCCUGACCUUCAACCCCCUGCCCCUCUGAACCUCUCCCAAACCCCUCUUGAGCCUCUGCCCCCCACCACCACAUUCAGCUUCUCGCAGACCCCACCCGAUCCCAAGCCCACCAGCCAUCUGAUCUUCUCUUGCACGCCCACUAAAUCUCAUUCCCUGGCUCCUGUCACUUUCUCCCAGAGCCCCCCCAGCCUCCAGCCCUGCACCCCAGUCUCCUCCCAGACCCCCUGCACCCCAGUCUCCCGGUCCAUCCCUAUCCCCCCCUCCUCCUCCUCUGACAUCCUGCCUUCUCCUGAGACUCCCGAGACACUGUACACAUCUAUUGCCCCGUCACUGGGGUUACCACCCAUUUUGUCCUCCACUCCUCCCACGUCAUUGGCUCCUGCCUCUCAGACCACUCCCCCUCAAGCUCUCAGCCCACCCCCGCCAGACUUCACUCCGCCCCCUCCAGAGCUGCUGGGAUCUGACGAUGAGGAGCAGGAGGACCCAACAGAUUACUGCAAAGGUGGUUACUACCCAGUUAAGGUAGGAGACCUGUUCAACGGCCGCUACCAUGUAGUGAGGAAGCUGGGCUGGGGCCAUUUCUCUACCGUAUGGCUUUGCUGGGACCUGCAGAGGAAGCGUUUCGUGGCCCUGAAGGUGGUGAAGAGUGCUCAGCACUACACAGAGACUGCUCUGGACGAAAUCAAACUGCUCAAAUGUGUGAGGGACAGCGACCCCACCGACCCCAAUAGAGAGAUCAUGGUCCAGCUGAUAGACGACUUCAAAAUCUCUGGAAUUAACGGAGUUCACGUGUGUAUGGUUCUGGAGGUUCUGGGCCACCAGCUGCUGAAGUGGAUCAUCAAGUCCAACUACAUGGGUCUACCCCUGGUGUGUGUGAAGAGCAUCAUCCGACAGGUUCUCCAGGGCCUGGACUACCUCCACACCAAAUGUAAGAUCAUCCACACAGACAUCAAGCCCGAGAACAUUCUAUUGGACGUUGACGAGGUAUAUGUCAGACGAUUGGCUGCCGAAGCCACCAUCUGGCAACAGUCAGGAGCCCCUCCUCCCUCUGGGUCCUCCGUUAGCACGGCUCCCAGGGAAUCUCAGGCGGGGAGGCUGUCUAAGAACAAGAAGAAAAAGCUGAAGAGGAAGGCCAAGAGGCAACAGCGCCUCCUGGAGGAGAGACUGGUGGACCUGCAGAAGUUGGAGGAGGAAGACGGCCCGUCUCCUACUGAUCCCGGCACCUCGUCCAACCCCCUACGCAGGCCCUGCGGAGACCAGGAGGACGGGGGGGACACAGACAGACAGACCAACCGGCUGUCCGUUGUCAAUGGCAACGGAGCUUGCCACCCCUGUGGAGGCUCCUCAUCCACAGCCAAUGCUAAGGCCAGUCCGGAGCCUGCCUCGUCCUGGUUGGACGACAGGUGUAAUGGUCAUGACCUGCUACGGUUCUCCAGCCCAGGCUCUGGCCUAUCGGGGAUGUCCAUCCUGUCGGCCACCUCAGACUCCGCCCUCUCUACCCUGUCUGGGUACUCCACUGGCAGAGACAGCCUCCAGUCCCCAGGCACGUUCAGUGCAGCAGACUUCCUGGUCAGUCCACUGGAGCCUGGGAAUGCAGACAAACUCCGCAUCAAGAUAGCCGACCUGGGAAAUGCCUGCUGGGUGCACAAGCACUUUACAGAGGACAUCCAGACGCGUCAGUACCGAGCCCUGGAGGUUCUGAUAGGAGCAGAGUACGGGACGCCUGCUGACAUCUGGAGCACAGCCUGCAUGGCGUUUGAGCUGGCCACAGGAGACUAUCUGUUUGAACCCCACUCAGGAGAGGACUACACCAGAGACGAAGAUCAUAUAGCCCACAUUAUAGAGCUGCUGGGCGCCAUACCCCCACACUUUGCCCUCUCUGGGAGGUACUCACGGGAAUACUUCAACCGUAAAGGAGAACUGCGCCACAUUGCCAACUUGAAGCCCUGGGGUCUGUUUGAAGUACUUCUGGAGAAGUAUGAAUGGCCCCUGGAGCAGACAGCCCAAUUCAGCGACUUCCUGAUGACCAUGCUGGAGCUUGUCCCUGAGAAGAGGGCUACCGCUGCACAGUGUAUGCAACACCCUUGGCUCAACUCCUAAAGGACUACAACUACCACUCAUAUCUCAAACUACAGCUACCAGGCUACCAGGCUACCACGUACCUCUUGGAAGAACUACUUGCUCUAAACAAGCAUACCUGGCUAAACACAAUAACUUCAACUACCACUGUUUGCAGUACGUCUUUCUCAGCUCUGAUAAGUGUGUUAAGACCACUUGUGGACACCACAACCCACCCAGCUGAGAUGAGCAUCUAUUUUUUGGACUAGAACUGAACAUAAUAAUAUACACAAACACACUAGGCCUACCAUGUCUUUACUGUCUGUCUAUGAAACUGUCUGUACAGUUAGAUCAGUCUGGACACCUGUCCAUCCAGGACUCUUCAAACAUGAAAUGUAAAAGUAUAAUUUAACUACUGUAGCUAAUAUAAAUGGAAGUAUCGUAUCCAUACUCUUAUUAAGCACAUAAGUAGCAGUAAGCUAAUGUCUACCAAUCUUUAAUUUAUUGAAGAAGCUUUACAACUGUGUAAAUGGAAAGAUAAAGAAUGAGGUAUUAUAUGAUACUGUAUAUGUAGUUUGUUUAAGUGUACGACCUUGUCCCCCAGUCACAUAUAUGUUAAAAUAGUGCCUUGAUAUGCCAGAUGUGAAAUGGAAAAAAAAAAUACAAAAAAAUAUAAUUGCCUUCACUUUUUUUUAUACAUGUCGCCAAACUGUGUGGAAUGCAUAUUUUGUGAACAUUAAAAGUAUAUGCGAAUAUGAAUGAAAGAACUGAACCCAGAGAUCUUACAACCUGUGUUCUUCUGAAAUAAAUAAAUCCUUUUUGAAAACUGGAUGCACAAGUGUUUAUUGUCAUACACAGAAAAUGGCUUUUAAAUUAGAUUUUUCUGCUGCUGCUACUUUCUAUGUCAUGGUUUAGAAACUGGUCCAGUAAAUGUAACAUCUCCAUCAGUAAUUUAUGUAAUUUGGUAAGUUACAAAAUGUGCCAAAAAAAAAAAAAAAGAUAUUUGCUCAAAGUGAUGUAUUUUUCCAAA
Molecule: messenger RNA, 3376 nt
Organism: Hypomesus transpacificus
Lineage: Eukaryota; Metazoa; Chordata; Actinopteri; Osmeriformes; Osmeridae
Gene: srpk3
Product: SRSF protein kinase 3
Exons: 16
Coding region: 58-2388 (776 amino acids)
Biological process (GO): protein phosphorylation; spliceosomal complex assembly; regulation of mRNA processing
Molecular function (GO): protein kinase activity; ATP binding
Source: RefSeq, a predicted model, not a curated record